CUAGCUUCAUCCUAUCAGGGGAUCAUUUUGUCUCAAUCGAAGGAAAUAGCAUCUCCUACCUCAUCAGGAGGGAAGCAUCAGCAAAUGGCUUUGGAAUUCUUCCUGCAUCUUCAGCCAGCCCACAGUAGUAGGACUUUCCAGCCUUUAUAAUCUGACCAGAACCUGGGAUCUCACCAGCACAGACACUGAGCUAACUCCUUAGCUCUCAACAUGCUUGAACUUGACACCUGGCCACACACUCCUCACAGUGUCCUGCUGCUGACCCUACUGCUAAGACUCACAGGAGCAGAUACACAGAAGGAGCUGAAGGUGAUUCAGCCUGAGAAAUCAGUUUCUGUCUCUGCUGGAGACCCAGCCAUUCUGAACUGCACUGUGACCUCCCUGUCCCCUGUAGGGCCCAUUAAGUGGUUCAGGGGUACAGGGCAGAGUCGGCACCUAAUCUAUAGUUUCACAGGAGAGAAGUUCCCCAGAGUCACAUAUGUUAAAGAUCCCACAAAGAGAAACAACCUGGACUUUUCCAUCUGCAUCAGUAAUGUCACACCUGCUGACGCUGGUACCUACUACUGUGUGAAGAUCGACAGAACAGACUCUGACAAGGAGCUUCGGUCUGGGGGAGGCACAGUGCUGUAUGUGCUUGCUAAACCCUCUCCUCCUGUGGUCUUGGGCCCUGCAGUCAGAGUUAUUCCUGAGCAGACAGUGAACUUCACAUGCAAGUCUCACGGCUUCUUUCCUCGGAACAUCACACUUAAGUGGUUCAAAGAUGGAAAUGAGCUCCCUCGCUUCCUAACUACUGUGCACCCUAAAAGAGUAAGCGUCUCCUACAAUAUCUCCAGCACAGCCCAGGUGGUGCUGAGACCUUGGGACGUCCACUCUCAGAUCAUCUGUGAGGUGUCCCAUGUCACCUUGAAAGGAGGCCCUCUCCGUGGGACUGCCAACUUGUCUGACUCCAUCCAAGUUUCACCCAUUGUGGAGAUCAGCCAGCAGCCACCAAUGGUAUGGAAUCUGAUAAAUGUCACCUGCCAGGUGCAUAAGUUCUACCCUUCGAGCCUUCGCUUGACCUGGUUAGAGAAUGGAAAAGUAUCCCGGAUAGAAGAGCCUUCUAUGUUCACAGUCAACAAGGAUGGAACCUAC
Peromyscus maniculatus bairdii (prairie deer mouse) is the source of this 1131-nucleotide messenger RNA. The record is from RefSeq and is a predicted model, not a curated record. Lineage: Eukaryota; Metazoa; Chordata; Mammalia; Rodentia; Cricetidae.